AUUUAACACCGGCUGUGAUUUUUUAAGUGCUUUUUAAUAUUUUCACUAUUUUCUGUUGAAAAUCUGAAAUGUGCAGUUGAAUUUCUAGAGGACGGAACGAGUUAAUCAGAUACUGGGGACUACAUUUGUGAUGCACCAGUACAAUUUCGUGUGUUCUUCCAGUUUAGCUUGAGCUGUUGUUCAUUGCGGAUACAACAACACCCUAAAAGGCCCAUCUGCUGGCUACUUCGGUCAUGGUUCAGAAUUCAAGAAGAUGAGUUCAUGAAACUCGGAGUAUUCAAAGGUUUGUCAAAUAUGUGAUUGUUUUACGGGGCGUAGGACCUCUGCCUGUAUCUGGAAGGCAUUUGACAGUUGUGAAGGACUUCGACACUUCCUUGCUCAAAUUUGUUGUUUGUCCACUAUCCAAAAAGCAAUUGAGGUACGAGGUAAAUACCAAUGAACUCAUCAACGACGAGCUUGGCAUCGCAUACCCAAUAUUUGAUGGGAUUCCCAAUAUGCAAGAUUGAUUAAAAAAUAACCUGAAACACAAGUGAAACCAGCACAGCAGGCAUAAAACACAAACAGUAAAGACUCAAGAAGAUCUUGACCCUGAACAGUGUUUAAACUAGUUGUUAGCUAGAAGUCAAGAUGUUAUCUCUCUCUACCCUCACAGUACUGGUUCCUAUAGUCUCCCUAUUUGGACUUUUCUAUUCUGCGACUGUGGAUGAUAAUUUCCCUCAGGGAUGUACAAGCACUAGCAGUGUGUGUUUCUACAGUCUUCUGUUACCAGUCACCAUCCCAGUCUAUGUGUUUUUCCAUCUAUGGAAGUGGAUUGGAAUCAAGCUAUUCAGACACAAUUAGUGUACGCUUUACAUGAAUAGUGUUUCAGUUGAAUGUCACUAAUAAUAAAGGUUAUCAAUUAGUGAUGUGUACUGUGGUGAUGGCGUUGCACAUGAAGCUGCUAUUGCUACCACAGCUAAUGAUCCACUAAAUGAUUAUGUAAGAAGAAAAUGACAAAUGAAGGAACUUUAUUUGAUGAGUGACUUGCAAUUUCUUCCAUAAAAUGUGCAUUAAUACAUUUUUUUUAUUGAAUGUGUUUUUAAUUCAACUUGGAAAACAUAUAAACCUAUAAAAUGAACCUAUUUUGGAAACCUGGGACAAAGAACACCACAAAGCAAAUGUAUCCUUGUGAAUGACUAUCACUAAUAAAAUUGUAUUGCUUUUGA
Salvelinus fontinalis (brook trout) is the source of this 1205-nucleotide messenger RNA. RefSeq lists its product as uncharacterized. The transcript has 2 exons. The record is from RefSeq and is a predicted model, not a curated record. NCBI's taxonomy places the organism in Eukaryota, Metazoa, Chordata, Actinopteri, Salmoniformes, Salmonidae. Bases 628 to 840 code for a protein of 70 amino acids.